AUGCCGCCUCGCAGGAGGCAACAGCCCUCUGCGGCCAGCCAGGCUCGUCGGGCUUCUGAGGCGGGUAACCAGCCAGCGGACUCUUCAAAUUCUAAGCGCCCCUCCGUAUCCCAAGAAUCGACCCAGCCCACCGCCGCAAAGAACGACGACGACGAUUAUGUCAAGUACCAGCACCGAGAUCCCUUCAAUGCGCUCUUGGAGCCAUUCUAUUACAACAAAUCGCUCACUGACCCCAUCAAUACCGCGAAGGAUAAGUGGAACCUGCUUCCCGCUUUCCUCAAGGUCAAGGGUUUGGUGAAGCAACACAUCGACUCAUAUAACUACUUUGUGGAGGUGCAGAUGAAGAAGAUUGUGGAAUCAGCCGGCAUUAUUCGCAGCGACAUUGACCACCAUUUCUACGUAAACUUCACGAACAUUUGGCUUGGAUCCCCUCGCCGCGCAGACGAGACUCAGGAUGCUGGAAUUGACUUUCAAUCUGACAUCACACCCCAGGAAUGUCGGCUUCGAGAUACCACUUAUGCCGCCCCGAUUUUGAUCGACUUCGAAUAUGUUCGUGGUCGGCAACGCGUUGUCCGACGAGGUGUGGCUAUCGGUCGGAUGCCAGUCAUGCUUCGCAGUUCCAAGUGUGUGCUGGCAGACAAGACCCCGGCGCAGAUGUCUGUUCUCAACGAAUGUCCAUUGGACCCUGGUGGCUACUUCGUUGUCAAUGGAACGGAAAAGGUUAUUCUAGUCCAGGAGCAAUUGAGCAAAAACAGAAUUAUUGUAGAAACGGACCCUAAGAAAGACAUUGUCCAGGCCUCGGUCACCAGUUCUUCCAAUGAACGAAAGUCCAAGAGUUACAUCGUUUUGAAAAAGGGACGACUUUACGUGAAACACAACGUCCUAAGCGAAGACCUGCCGAUCGUUGUUCUGUUGAAAGCCAUGGGAAUCCAUACCGACAAAGAAAUGCUGCAAAUGGUGGCUGGUGAUGAUAGCCAAUAUCAGGAUGAUUUUGCCAUCAACUUUGAAGAAGCUCUCAACCUGGGUAUUUUCACCCAACAGCAGGCUUUGGAUUGGAUGGGCUCUCGAAUCAAAAUCAACCGGAAGACAGGCGCAUACCGCCGGACUCAUGUGCAAGAGGCUGUGGAAGCCAUUGCAACUGUCAUCAUUUCCCACAUUGAGGUCAAGGAUAUGAACUUCCGCCCUAAGGCCAUCUAUGUUGCUCACAUGGCCCGUCGUGUGUUGAUGGCCAAGGCCGACCCGUCUAUGGUGGAUGACCGUGACUACCUCGGAAACAAGCGAUUGGAAUUGGCAGGUCAGAUGCUGGCUCUUUUGUUCGAGGAUCUCUUCAAGAAGUUCUGCUUUGACAUCAAGUUGAACAUCGACAAGGUCUUGAACAAGCGCAACAGAGCGGAACAGUUUGACGCAUGGAGUGUCAUGAGCAUGCACGGCCACCAUAUCACUCAGGGUAUGAACCGAGCCAUCUCCACUGGUAAUUGGAGCUUGAAGCGUUUCCGUAUGGAGCGUGCUGGUGUGACCCACGUUCUCAGUCGUCUGAGUUACAUUGCUGCCCUUGGUAUGAUGACUCGUAUCAGCAGUCAGUUUGAAAAGACUCGAAAGGUCUCUGGUCCUCGUGCUCUCCAGCCGUCACAAUUCGGUAUGCUGUGUCCUGCCGAUACGCCUGAGGGAGAGGCUUGCGGUUUGGUCAAGAACUUGGCUCUCAUGACACAUAUUACCACCAACGACGAGGAGGGCCCGGUACGAAAUUUGAUUUUCAUGCUCGGUGCCGAAGACAUUUCUACCGUUAGUGGAAUUGAACUAUACAAAAAAGGAACUUACACCAUCUCGAUCAACGGUACACCGACUGCUUUGACAAGACGGCCGAAACACUUCCUCAACUCUUUCCGCAGGCUCCGUCGCAUGGGAAGAAUCUCGGAGUUUGUUAGUAUCUACAUCAACCACCACCAGCAAGCGGUACACAUUGCAACCGAUGAUGGUCGUAUCUGCCGACCACUUAUUAUUGUUGAAGACGGUAAAUCCAGAGUGCGGCGACACCAUUUGGAAAAGCUACGCGAAGGAAAAAUGGCAUUCGACGAUUUUCUUGCUCAAGGCCUUGUCGAAUAUCUUGAUGUGAACGAGGAGAAUGAUUCUUUGAUCUCUAUCUACGAGAAGGAUAUUACCGAGGCCACCACUCACCUCGAGGUUGAGCCUUUCACUGUCCUUGGUGCUGUUGCUGGUCUCAUUCCUUACCCCCACCACAACCAGUCUCCUCGUAACACUUACCAAUGUGCUAUGGGUAAACAAGCAAUUGGUGCAAUUGCUUCGAAUCAGUUCCAGCGAAUUGACUCCAUUCUUUAUCUUAUGGUAUAUCCACAAAAGCCAAUGGUCAAGUCACGAACCAUUGAGUUGGUUAAAUACGAUCAACUUCCCGCCGGUCAGAACGCGACCGUCGCUGUGAUGAGUUACUCCGGUUACGAUAUUGAGGAUGCUCUGGUUUUGAACAAGGGCUCGGUUGACCGUGGAUUUGGACGCUGCCAGGUCUUCAAGAAAUACGUGACAAACCUCAAGAGUUACCCAAACGGAAUGAAAGACCGCUUGAACCCUCCUGAGUUUGAGAACGACGCCCCCAUUCGCAAGCACGCGCUUCUGGAGGCCGAUGGUCUGGCUGCUGUAGGCGAGAAGGUCAGCGCUGGCGAGGUUUACAUCAACAAAGUUACCCCCGACCAGGCCCAUACGAGCGGAAUUAUGGGCUCUGACACCGGAACUACUUCUUACAACCCUGCUUCCAUGUCAUACAAAUUGCCUGAUCCUGCAUACAUCGACAAGGUCAUGCUCUCCGCUACCGAGGGCGAGACCCAGCUUAUCAAGGUGCUGACUCGACAGACUCGUCGUCCCGAAGUCGGUGAUAAGUUUUCGUCCCGUCACGGACAGAAGGGUGUCGUGGGUAUCAUUGCCGACCAGAUGGACAUGCCCUUCACCGAGUCAGGCAUCAAUCCUGAUAUUAUCAUGAACCCUCACGGUUUCCCGUCUCGUAUGACAGUCGGUAAGAUGUUGGAGUUGGUUGCUGGUAAGGCUGGUGUUCUUGCUGGUCGACACGGCUACGGUACCUGUUUCGGUGGUACUCCCAUCGAAGAAACUUCGCAGACCCUCAUCGACCACGGCUUCAGCUAUGGUGGCAAGGAGUUCCUCACAUCUGGUAUUACCGGUGAACCGCUCCCCUUCUACGUCUUCACGGGCCCCAUCUACUACCAGAAGCUCAAGCACAUGGUUCAAGAUAAGAUGCACUCGCGUGCACGUGGUCCCAAGGCCACCCUGACCCGGCAGCCUACGGAGGGUCGUUCACGUGACGGUGGUCUUCGUCUGGGUGAGAUGGAGCGUGAUUGUCUGAUUGCCUACGGAACUAGCCAACUUCUUCUGGAGCGUCUUAUGAUUUCGUCCGAUCGUCAUGAAGUUGAUAUUUGCGAGAAGUGUGGUUUCAUGGGAUUCUUGGGCUGGUGCCCGGGAUGCAAGUCCACUCGUUCUGUCUCAAAGAUGGUCAUCCCUUACGCUGCCAAGCUUUUGAUUCAGGAGUUGAUGAGUAUGAACGUUGCUGCCCGCUUGAAGCUUGACGAUGAGUUCCCGGAGAUGAAGGGCCGUUAA
Penicillium longicatenatum is the source of this 3618-nucleotide messenger RNA. RefSeq names its product DNA-directed RNA polymerase III core subunit RET1. Gene Ontology annotation, biological process: DNA-templated transcription. The record is from RefSeq and is a predicted model, not a curated record. Lineage: Eukaryota; Fungi; Ascomycota; Eurotiomycetes; Eurotiales; Aspergillaceae. The transcript has 3 exons. The coding region runs from base 1 to 3618 and encodes 1205 amino acids. Gene Ontology annotation, cellular component: RNA polymerase III complex. Gene Ontology annotation, molecular function: ribonucleoside binding; DNA binding; DNA-directed RNA polymerase activity.